AUGGCACCCGUACCCCGUGCAGUGGCAGCUCUCCUCACCUUAGCCGCCCUCUCUUCCUCUUCCUCCUCCUGGUCCGGCCCCCCUUAUUCUCACGGUCCAACAACCCCCAUAACCACCAGCACAGUUACCAGAAUUCUCGAGCGCUGUUCCCUCACUUCUAUUACCAACGUUUCUGAUUCUAAUGCUGCCCCGAUGCUGCACUGUUUGGCCGCGCUCUCAGAAGCCGCUAUCAAUAAGCAUUACAAAAGGCCGUUUCUUGCGCAGCCUUUUACCAAGAGCCCAGUCAUGACUAUUUUCUUGAUUGUUUCUCUGGGAGGAUUUGCGCUAAUAGCGCUUCUGUUCUCUGUGUGUUCUUGUGCUGAACGACAUCGUGGAGCCAACAAGAGAGAGGAGAUAGCGUUGGCGAGCGCGAGAAUCAACAAAAGGAAUACAUGGGGUAGUUAG
Messenger RNA from Botrytis fragariae, 444 nucleotides. RefSeq lists its product as uncharacterized. Bases 1 to 444 code for a protein of 147 amino acids. Lineage: Eukaryota; Fungi; Ascomycota; Leotiomycetes; Helotiales; Sclerotiniaceae. The record is from RefSeq and is a predicted model, not a curated record. The transcript has a single exon.